Molecule: messenger RNA, 3169 nt
Organism: Cydia fagiglandana
Lineage: Eukaryota; Metazoa; Arthropoda; Insecta; Lepidoptera; Tortricidae
Exons: 1
Coding region: 1043-1621 (192 amino acids)
Source: RefSeq, a predicted model, not a curated record
AUAGAAAGCUAUAACCCUUCUGUUGGUAUGCAUCAUUUUAGUGUAAACCUGUCGUCUACCAAGCUGUCAAAAAAAAGCAUGCCUCUAUCGACCUUGGCCAGAGAUCUCUGUCAAUUAUUCUGUACCCCAUAUUUGUUAUGGAUGGAGAUCUCCGGCCAUUUUAACCCCAGUCGAUAAGCAGUUUUUUUUUAACGAAAUUACACAUUACAAAAAUACUUAUAAUAUGGAUUCAACAUUAAUUUGAUUGUGAAUAGUCUAUACCUAAUGAAGUAAUGAUUAAAUGAAUUUCAUAAUUCAACAUUUGCAACUGUACCAAUAUCAGUUGAUUUAUUUUUUAUUUACAUAGGAAAAAGUUAUGCAUGGUAUUCUUUUUACGUAGGUAAAUUGGAUCAGUUGGUUGGUAAUAUUGACUUUAAAAUGAUAAUGAUUGAAUAACGUCAGUUUGAAAUUGAUUUUAUGAUAAAGUAAAUAUUAUCGGAGAUGAUCGCUCUUAAAAAAUAUAUGUUGCUAGUCAUUUAUAACCUAAAAGCGCCAAAUUACGCAAAAUUAUAUUGAAAUGACACCUGUGUAUUGAAUUUGAAGAAUACUUUAACAAGGGUAGUUAUCUGUAUGACAAUGCACCUAAAAUAAUUUUCAAAUGUAUCUAUUAUUUCUAUACUUAACACGAUAACGAAUUCUACGUAAACGAAACCGCGGGCAAUCCCUAGUACAUAUAGAAAUAAAUAAGGAAAGGUAAGUUUCCAUUAGUGUACUGUGUAAAAUAACUAUUUACCAUUGAUAAUAAUUUUAUAAAAGCUUUGCGUAUUUAAUAUAAUAUAAUACGAGUCAAAGUAUAAAAAAGGGUAGGCAAAUAAAACUGUCAACACAUCAGCUGUAAUUAAAUAUUAAUUUUAUUAUUACUGUGAAUUAUAUGGGCUAAUAAGUAAAUUUUUUUAAUGUCAACUUAACAUCUAUACCUACCAGCAGUUAUCUCCAUUCACAAUUUACAAAUAAAAUUCCUCCACUUCACUCAAGAUCAACAUAACCUAAAAGUCAACACAAAAUGGACUCUGUCAAGCAGUCUAUAGAUGAAAUGACUAAGAACUUCAAUGAGCAGAUGGCGACCUUCCAGAGCCAGCUUGAGAAGACUGCUCCGACGAACCCCACCGCUUCAUUGCUAGCGGCAGAGUUCAGUGCCUUUAAAAAUUUUACAAUAAAGGCACUGGAAACACUGCAGUCUCAGGUGAAGCUGCUGGCCAAGCAGGUGGACCAGCAGGAAAUGAGGACUCGUCGUAAAAUGCUCCUCUUCCAUGGUGUGGCUGAGGCCAAAGAUGAGAACACAUCGGAACGGGUGCUUGAACUACUCAAGAAGCACUUGAAGUCCGACCUGGCUCUAAAGGAUAUUGCCCGCAGUCAUCGCAUGGGCCGGCCGCGAGGCAACCAAUCUCGGUGCAUUCUUGUGAAGUUUCGUGACCUCUCUGACCGUGACACGGUGUGGUAUGCCAAAACUGCACUGAAGGGAACGGGUAUUACACUAUCUGAAUUCCUAACGAAGCCCCGGCAUGAUGUGUUUAUGGCGGCCCGGGAUCGUUUUGGAGUGCGUGGCUGCUUCACUCGUGAUGGAAGUGUUUUUGUCAUUUAAUUAGACAAUUGACUAAUGUUGAGACAGCUCGCCUUGUUUAUUAUAGUUAUUUUCAUAGUGUAAUGUCAUAUGGUAUUCUGGUUUGGGGCAAAGCAGCUGACAUACAGACUAUAUUUGUCUUACAAAAGAGAGCCAUUCGUUCUAUAUAUAAUUUAAGGGUGCGUGAAUCAUUAAGAGAACUUUUUAAAGAAAUUAAUAUUUUAACUGUAGCUUCCCAAUACAUAUAUGAUAGUAUUAUUUAUGUUGUUAAGAAUCUAGACUCCUUCACUAAGAAUUCUGAUGUCCAUAACUAUAAUACUAGAAAUAAAAAUAAGCUUGCUAUCAGAAAGUUUCGUGUUCGUAAAGUACAGAAGUCAUUCGUUGGGCAAUGCAUUCAUUUUUAUAACAAGUUACCUGAGGAUGCUUUAAGAUUACCCUUUCCAGCUCUUAAGAAUUACUUAAAAAAGUCAUUGAUGUUGAAGGCUUAUUACAGAGUCGAGGACUACUUGACAGACAAACAUGCAUGGUCCAAACCAGAAACUGUAAUAACGACAAGUAGCAAUUAAAAACAUUGUAUUAUGUGUAGAGUUAAAGGUGACUCAGCUCAGGUAAGAAAGCACAUCAAAUUGUAUGAAAACAUCUCAUAACAAUCAGUUAGAUUCAUAUAAUAUGUAUUCUCAUUUCUUUUAUUGAUUUUAUUUUCUUUUCCUUUUGUAAGAUUUGAUUUGUUUUCUGAAAGAGCUACGUAUUUGUGAUUUCAUGUGCAUAUAUGUUUAUUUUUUAUAUCAAAUUCUAUAAAGUUAUGUACUCACUGAGUAUAAUUGCAUGAAUUCUAUAGUAAUUUAAAUUGUAUUAAUUACUCGUAAUGCAUGUUAAUUAUAAGAUGUAAUAAUGUUUUGAAAAGAUGUGUCCCGCCGAGUUUGUUGCCGGUCCCAUAUUGGGAUACCCUCCUCCAAUUGAGGGGGGAUUUAAAUCUUCUCGGGGCAGAGGUGUACGGUUGGAGCCGGUAAAGGUUUAUUUGACGUUCAUAAGCGCAUUGUAAUAUGCCUACUUGAAUAAACUAUUUUUUAUCUUAUCUUUUAUCUUAUCUUAUCAUCGCUGCGAACGGUGAACGCCGCUGCGUGGCAUCUCUCGAGGACGUGAAUAAAAUCCAAGUGGACGCUGAUGCUAAGGAGGCAGAGCCCGGGACUUCUUCGAACCAGUCGGACAAAGAGGCUAAGAGGCCCCGAAGGCAAGCAGCGAAGUUGCGCACUUAGUACCUAUUACAGAAUCAUAUUACUUUCUUCCUUCCAUAUUUAUUACUCCGGACAAGUUUUCUUUUGAUUCGUUUUUGUAUUACUUUCAUCCUUAGCCGUAUAAUGUGUUAUUUUUCGUACCCACUUUUCACUAUUGUAAUUACUUGCAUAUCACUCAUUUUGUUGUUAAAUUAAAUUAAGGUAUUUUGUGGUUAUAUAUCUGACACUUGACAGUGACAGUACUGACAUUUCUUUUUAAUUUUUAUAUUGUUGCCAGUGUUUAAAGUAACGUUACGUUACUAAUAACGUUUUUUAGAUCGUUUUUUUUUUCUGU